Messenger RNA from Rhizoctonia solani, 1311 nucleotides. Its product is annotated as polygalacturonase. The transcript has 6 exons. Gene Ontology annotation, molecular function: polygalacturonase activity. NCBI's taxonomy places the organism in Eukaryota, Fungi, Basidiomycota, Agaricomycetes, Cantharellales, Ceratobasidiaceae. The record is from RefSeq and is a predicted model, not a curated record. The coding region runs from base 1 to 1311 and encodes 436 amino acids. Gene Ontology annotation, biological process: carbohydrate metabolic process.
AUGGUCACGAAAGCUUCGGUUGUUGUUGCUGUUGCACUUUCGGCGGUUGCUGCUGCUGGAUCGAGCAAGAAAACCUGUGUGGUUAAGCACACCAAGAAUAGCGACGAUACACCCGCCAUUCUCGAUGCUUUCUCCAAGUGCCAGAAGGAUGGAAAUGUGGUUUUCUCCAAGGGCGUCACAUACAAUGCCUGGACUCCCUUUGCUGUUUACAAUCUUAGCAAUGUUAUUGUAAACAUUGAUGGCAAUAUUGACUUGCCCAAGCAGGUUUCAGUGGUUCAGCAGAAGAUUAACUCAACCGCGAACCCACCAUCCACUUAUGCAACCCCUUGGAUCUAUUUCCAAGGCGACCGUGUUCAGUUGAUCGGUUCCAAAUCCAAGAGCGGUGGGCAGUUCAACGGUUAUGGUCAACAGUGGUGGGAUAACGGGAUUCGGAUUCUCCGUCCUCAACUUGCCACUUUCAACGUUACCAACGGGUACAUCACUCGUCUUAAGGUCAUUAAGCCUGUUGCAUGGGGCUGGAAUAUUCCUGGGAAGAAUAUUCUUAUUGAGGACCAUUUUGUUGACGCAAAACCCAACAAUAGCACUCGUGAUUCAACUAUCUCUUUCCCCUUUAACACCGAUGGGUUCAAUUUUAGCGGUCAGAAUAUUACCCUGAACGGCUACUGGGGAGAGAACGGGGACGACUGCGUCAGUGUUGUUAAUGGUGCACGAAACAUUGUUGCCAAGAAUGGAUACUGUGGUUUCUCGUCACACGGUCUCUCAGUUGGAUCUCUCGGCCGUAAUGGCGCCAACCACACCGUUGCCAAUGUACUCUUUGACAAGUGGACUAUGGAAGGUGCGGUGUACGCUGCUCGUUUCAAGUCUUGGACAGGCGGAAACGGCUUUGCCGAGAAUGUGACUUGGUCAAACAUCCGUGCUAUCAACGUCUCCACCGCUGCCUUUGUCACUCAAAAUUAUUAUGACCAAGACAAGGGACCUCGCCCCGGUAACCAAAACAAAACCAGCACUCGCAUCACGAACUUGACCUUUAAGAACUUUGAGGGAUAUCUCGGUCCCAACUGGACCGACGGAACCUGCAUUUCCGAGCCAUGCUGGAACUACGUCGAGGGUGGUGAUACCACCCAGAGCAUUAUUCUCGACUUGUACAACGGCACCGCUACCGGCCUCAAGUUCCGUAACUUCAAGGUUCACCCCUACAAGAAGGGCUACGACAAGACGACCGUUAUUUGCGACCCAGCUACUCUUCAUCCUGAAGACAUCAAGGUCCUCGGAUUCAAAUGUGUGAGGGGCCCAUACCAGCCAACCGCUUGA